Venturia canescens is the source of this 2682-nucleotide messenger RNA. It is a transcript of the gene Lac, whose product is annotated as Lachesin. Bases 276 to 1358 code for a protein of 360 amino acids. The transcript is spliced from 5 exons. Gene Ontology annotation, cellular component: neuron projection. The record is from RefSeq and is a predicted model, not a curated record. NCBI's taxonomy places the organism in Eukaryota, Metazoa, Arthropoda, Insecta, Hymenoptera, Ichneumonidae.
UUUACCGUCGAUCCCGUCGAUCAACAGUCGUAGCGAAACAGACACCUGUGAAACACCGUAAACUACACUUGUUUGACAACAAGAAUAAUCAAUUUCAACUCCGCAUUUACAGUUAGCGUGAUUUUUUUACGAGAAGCAGUAGCUUAAGUGCUUCUGGUGAAAAAUAACGCUCUCAUGUACGGUAAAACACGGUUGUUUCUCCGGUAGAAAUAAGGUGAAGGGUAUUUGGGGCGUGUUACUUUUUCAUUGUUUUUCGUAACGCGAGGUGUGUCGCGAUGAAGUCGUUUGGUGUUGUAUUCGUUGUAGCCUUACUCCAAACAGUAACGGCUCAAAGAACUCCCACAAUAUCUCACAUAUCACAGGAGCAAAUUAAAGAUAUCGGAGGUGUAGUCGACCUGCAUUGUUCGGUACAAUAUGGACAAGAGUUUCCGGUUCUGUGGAUAAAAGGAGUAGGAUCGGAUCAAGUGCCUAUAUCAACUCAAACGACUCUCAUUCUUCGUGACAGCAGAUUUUCCCUCCGUUACGACACAACCUCAUCAACUUAUACUCUUCAAAUAAAGGACAUCCAGGAAACGGAUGCUGGUUAUUAUCAGUGCCAAAUUGUCAUAACAUCAACCAACAAAAUAUCAGCUCAAGUCGAACUGCUUGUGCGCAGACCUCCGUUCAUCAGUGACAAUUCUACGCGUGCACUAGUCAAAACUGAAAGAGAGGAGGCUGAACUCCACUGUUACGCCGGAGGUUUCCCACCUCCUAAGAUCACGUGGCGUCGCGAGAACAACGCUAUUCUGCCCACCGGUGGCUCUACUUACCGAGGAAAUGUACUGAAAAUUCCGUCAGUGCGUAAGGAGGAUCGUGGAACGUAUUACUGCGUCGCUGACAACGGUGUCGGUCGUGGAUCAAAACGGAACAUUAAUUUGGAAGUUGAAUUCGCCCCCGUCAUUACAGCACCCCGUCCACGACUAGGUCAAGCUCUCCAGUUCGACAUGGACCUCGAGUGUCACGUCGAAGCUUAUCCACCGCCGGCAAUAACAUGGCACAAAGAUGAAGUACAAAUUUCUAACAAUCAGCACUACAGCAUAUCGAACUUUGCUACCGCCGACGAAUACACCGAUACGACUCUUCGUGUUAUUACUAUUGAGAAAAGACAGUAUGGCAAAUUCGUAUGCAAGGCACAAAACAAAUUGGGAGUGGAUGAAACCACGGUCGAACUUUUCGAAACGAUUAUUCCCGUUUGUCCGCCCGCAUGCGGUCAAACACAACAGCACGCAGCUGGAGCACUUCCGGUAUCUUCGGGCCCGUUGAUUACCCUUUUCUUAUUAAUCACGAUGAUUGUAAGAAAUCUCAACACCAAAUAUUAAUUAUCCGGGAGUACUCUGGGCAGCGGGAUAUCGUUGCGCACCGACCAAUUGGCUCCACGUACUUCUAAGUAUCUUCAUUGUUGCUAAAUCGUCGAUACCCCGAGUCAACAGCCUGAUCGACAUUAUUUAGAGGAAAUAUUGUAACUCGUUCGUAUAUCGUUGUCUAUUUGAGCAACGAAAUACAUUUCGAGGUAGCAAGUAUAAUUGAAUAACAUACUAACGUAGAAAGGAGUCGCGGAAUUAACGAGCGUUCGUUAAAGAUCUAAGCGACUUGUAUGUAAAUGGAAAAAACCGUGGCGUAGUUCCAUUUUAUUAGGUUAUUUGCACUCGUAGUAAAUCGUUGAAUGAGCAGGCUCAGUGUUGUCGCUGAUUCGAUGAGGAUAGACGGAAAUAACAAAAAAAAUGAAUUACAAAAAACAGUAAGGGAACAAAAGUUUAACGAGAAUCUCAUGUAUUCGUCGAGCACGUAAAUUAAGAUUAUCGAAAGAGUUUUUUGUAAAUGACCAAAAUGCGAGAGGACAACGAAUCUCAUAAAAGUUCGAUCGAAGAAUUCCACACGAUUAAGAGGACCACGCCUACUUGGUACGAGAGACGAAAAAAUCGUGUUGAAUAUUUCAAAUCAGAUAAUUAUUUCAAGUAUUUCGUUAAUCAUCGCAAUAUUUUGACGCACAAAUUUCUGUCCUUGAGCUUCAUUUUUUUAUUAGGUUUUCUGAUGAAGCAUUGACAUUUGAUAUAUUUUGGUUCCAAGCGUGACGUUCCUCAAAAGAAAACGAUUUUUAACGUACAAUGACGCCAGCGUUGAUCACUUUUUAAUGGUGCACUCGGCAUCGUGUUCAAAGCGUUUCGACCGAGAAACGAGAGUACUCUGAACGUAAAAUAUGGGGCCAUUAGAUCUAGGACGAUAAAAAUGGUUGUACAUUUAUAAAACCAUAUCAAGUCGAUUCGAUUUUAGUUUUUUCCUCUCAUAAGUACCUUUAACAUAUCGUCAGGGUUUAUGAAAAAUUAACAAAUUUUAAACAUACGGAUUUACUCAUACGAACACACGUUUUUUCAAAGAUGCGUGGGGAAACAUAUCUCCAAUGAUGAAUAUAUUUUUUUUGACAUUGUUUUUAUUUGUUUGUUUAAUAUUAAUGUAACUCGCGUAGCUGUAAAUGAAAAGAUAGGAUCUCGAAGCAAUUUUUGCAUCACUUUUACAUCUACCUUUUUACCAAUCGACCAAUUUUUCAAUUUUGAUAACCAACGUUUUUUAUCAUUCGUCUGCUAAUUUAGCGCCCAUUUUGACAAUACUAUUGUGAAUCGAGAUUAAUAAAAUGUUUACAAAUUA